GUUUAUAGUCCAUUCAUUCAAAAAAAUUAUUAAAAUAUGAAGAGCUUUGUAAGCUAUAUGGCUAUUGUGGAGAAAAAUAAGCCUUAUGUUUCAAUGCUCUUUAUUCAGUUUGUAUAUGCAGGCAUGGCUUUAUUAUCUAAGGCUGCAAUUUCCAAAGGAAUGAACCCUUUUGUUUUUGUUGUUUAUAGACAAGCCUUUGCAUCAGUUUCCUUAUCUCCAUUUGCUUUCUUUGACAGUAAGCAGAGUGCUCCCUUGUCAUGCAAGUUACUGUGCAAGUUGUUUCUUAUUUCACUUGUUGGGUUGACAACAAGUUCAACACUUUACUAUGUUUCAAUCAACUACACUUCUGCAACAUUUGCUGCAGCCUCCACUAACACUGUCCCAGCUAUUACUUUUAUCAUGGCAGCUUUAAUUAGGGUGGAAAGCAUUUCCAUAAAAAAUGUGCAUGGAGUUGCUAAGAUUUUUGGUUCUGCUCUAAGCCUUUCUGGGGCAAUAACAUUUGCCUUAUUCAAAGGACCUGCCCUUGAUUUCAUGAGAUGGUAUCCACAAAAUCAGAACCAUUCAUCAUCAUCAUCAUCAACUUCUGUGGUUCACUCCAAAGGGGAUAAUAUCAAAGGUGCUCUUAUGAUGCUCUCAGCAAACAUUGCUUGGUCCUUAUGGCUUAUUUUGCAGGGAUUUGUUGUGAAGGAAUAUCCAGCAAAAUUUAGGCUUACAAGUGUUCAAUGCUUGUUUAGCUUCAUUCAAUCAUCUGUUUUGGCUUUAUCAGUGGAGAGAGAUCCAUCAUCAUGGAAGCUUGGAUGGGAUAUUCAUCUUCUUUCAGUGGCCUAUUGUGGUGUAAUUGUAACAGGGAUUUGUUAUUGGCUACAAGUGUGUACAAUAGAGACAAAAGGACCAGUUUUCACAGCCAUGUUCACUCCUCUUGCUCUCAUAAUCACAGCAAUGUUAUCAGCACUUUUGUGGAAAGAAACACUUUACUGGGGAAGUAUUGGUGGCACUAUUUUAUUGGUUGUUGGAUUGUAUAGCGUAUUGUGGGGGAAGAGCAAGGAGAGCGUAGAAAGGAAAAAUCAUGAAGUUGAAGAAGUUGAACAAAUUAAAGAGGAAAACAGAUUGGAGUGCAUUAUACAGAAUUGAAGAAUCUGAUUGAUUAGACAAAAAAUUAAGAAAUGAUAUAUGUAUAUGUCUUCCCUGUCCCAUAAUGUUUUGUUGAAUGCCCUUCCUUUUAUGCAUGCCUCUUUAAUUUAUAAAUGUCUUGUGUAUAUCUUAUCAACUUUAAUUAGUAGUAUCAUUAUUUUUCCAUCUACUUUUUC
This is a messenger RNA of Arachis stenosperma, 1307 nucleotides long. Its product is annotated as WAT1-related protein At1g43650. The transcript is spliced from 7 exons. Gene Ontology annotation, cellular component: plasma membrane. The record is from RefSeq and is a predicted model, not a curated record. Gene Ontology annotation, molecular function: transmembrane transporter activity. The coding region runs from base 37 to 1131 and encodes 364 amino acids. Lineage: Eukaryota; Viridiplantae; Streptophyta; Magnoliopsida; Fabales; Fabaceae.